GGGAUGGGUCUUCGUUCUUCCCGUUGGUGAGUGCGGCCCGGAGCGCUGAAUCUGUCAACCGCUGCAGUGCUGAUCCUUUGCUAGGCGUAAUGCUCUCCAUUGCGCGGUCUCGGUAUACUCUCCUCGUCCAGUUUGUGUUUUUGGCGCUCAAUGCAGUCGGCAUCGUGCUGGCCACCAUCUACAAUGCCAGCACCCCGGACAUGUACCCCAACAAUUCCCACCACAAGCUCGGCUGGGUGUUGACGUGGGUGGUGGGCGCGCAAGUCUUCAUCGGGCUUAUCAGUGCAUACACGGGACGUCAGGACAAGGAGCACGCCGGCUUUAUCCCCGUCUCUAGCGAGGCCAUGGCAGAACACCAGCGCAUGCAGGAUCUCGGUUUCGCAGAGACCUACCGCUUCUCCAACGACAGCGGCCAGGGCACCGAGCCGAACACAGAAUCUUUGAGGAGUCACUCGAUCUCCUCCACGGGCGACGAAGAGCGCCAAUUGCCCGUUGCGCGCGAUCGGUCUCAAGACGAGUACCUGGGCUCGGAGAAGCGAGGUCUGCUGAAGGGGAGCCGGGUGGACCAGUUCCUCAGCAACAAGAUCCCGGGCUUGCUCUCCGCACGGGUCCUGCGCGUCUUCCAAUUCUUUUAUGAUGUCGUCGAUCGCUUGAUCUUGAUCCUUGCAUUUGUGGCGGUCACGACAGGGUUCGUGACGUACGGUGGCCUAUUUAUGGGCCAUGAGAUCUUUAGUGGUCUCGCGCAUUUCAUCAAGGGAGGUGUCUUCUUCUGGUACGGUAUCCUGACCCUCGGACGCUGGGCGGGCUGCUUUGCUGAAAUUGGCUGGGCCUGGAACAUCACGCCUGUUGGCGCACGAAAGGCAAACCGUUAUUCAGCAGAGUUCGUCGAGAGCUUCCUCAUCUUCGCUUACGGCUCGACCAAUGUAUUCCUGGAACAUCUGGCGGCUUGGGGCUCGGCAUGGAGUGCUCAGGAUCUUGAGCACCUCUCCAUUACUAUCAUGUUCAUCGGGGGUGGAUUGUGCGGGAUGUUCAUCGAGUCCAACAAGAUUCGGGAUCUCCUCAACGCGCCACUCCAGUCGGCUGUCGAGCAAUCCAAUACCCCGUAUCAGUCAGAAGAGCAGGAUACCCUGGAACCACCUAAGAGUUACCGGUUUUCUAUGAACCCCAUCCCUGCCCUGGUCGUCCUCCUGUUGGGGAUGAUGAUGAGCUCCCAUCACCAGGCAUCCAUGGUUUCCACUAUGGUGCACAAGCAAUGGGGUACGCUGCUGGUUGGAGCGGCCUUUGCGCGCGCGGCCACCUAUGUCAUCUUCUACCUCUCUCCACCAACCUCGAUCCUGCCGGGCAGGCCGCCAUCAGAGGUGAUCACCUCCUUCUGUUUGAUGGCAGGUGGUAUGAUCUUCAUGGCUAGUGCUAGAGAUUGUAUUACGACAAUGGAGCUCUACGACCUUGAUGCAAUGUUUGUCUUCACGGUGUCCAUGGGUCUCAUUACGUUCCUGAUGGCCUGGGUCCUUUUGGUCAUCGCCAUCAAAGGGCUAGCAGUGAGGAAGGAGAACCGGCUAGGGAUGGCCUACCGCCCCAUCGCAUGAUUGAAAUGCAUAUGACAUGACCCGACCCUGCUUGUAUGUGGGUACGAUGGAAAUGAGGUAUGCGGAAAGAAAAAAAAAAGACGGCUUUAUCAUUCAGUUUUACGGCGGCGGCAGCAUGACACAGGCGUACUU
Molecule: messenger RNA, 1718 nt
Organism: Amorphotheca resinae ATCC 22711
Lineage: Eukaryota; Fungi; Ascomycota; Leotiomycetes; Helotiales; Amorphothecaceae
Exons: 5
Coding region: 90-1586 (498 amino acids)
Source: RefSeq, a predicted model, not a curated record